CCUCAGCGCUCAGUGUAUAAAAGAGAGCCGAAGAGGUGAGACGCGAGUGAAAAAAUGAUCUGACAAUGCCGGCUUACAGUGACCUGGAGGGCCGCCUCGGCGCCAAACGUUCGUGCAAGAACCUUCUGGCGGUCAUCGUGGUCGUGGCCUUCGUGUGUGGCUUAACAAUUGGCGUUUCCUUCGCGUUGUGGUGUCUCAAACCCCGAGAAACGGUCUCCGAAGCGGCCAUCAGGAGCGUCUUCCUCAACAACAGCAACAACUUUGUCUCGUUUGUUGAUAACGUGGGGGAAGUGGUCACGGGGGGUGUCUACUGGGGGCGGCGCGUGGAAGCCGCGCUUCCGGCCGGCUACCGCCACCAGCAGCGCCACUGGGAGGACGUCCUCGAGGCUGGUGUAGGAGUGAAGCUGGAACGUGGUUGCGGCCGCAUGCAAAACCGCCUCCUGGUCUUCGGGGACGGCACCAAAGGCUGUGUGCGCUACCGCCAAAACACCGACCAAAUCCAAGGCGAACUCUUCAGUUUCUAUCUCGCACAAGUCCUCCAACUCCCGAAUUUGGCCCCCAGUUGUGUCACCAUCGUCGAUUUGAAGCAACCCCUCUGGAGGGGGCUCUCCAAUGACAUUGCUGCGGCACAAUGGAGUGCGAAUAAGCCAGUUGUGGUGACACAAUACAUCGAUAAUCUCCUCUCGGCGACGAUCCCCCAGGUGUUCAAACCCAACGAACGCCAUUUGAACAAGUACGAUGUGCUCAACAUGUCCUCCAAUCUACCCCAAGAGGAGCAAAUGAAGAGUUUCGUCGAGUUGGCUCAAUGGUCCGAUUUAAUCAUCUUCGAUUAUCUCACAGCCAACUUGGACCGGAUUGUUAACAAUUUGUACAAUUACCAGUGGAAUGUGAACAUUAUGGACGCUCCGGCGCACAAUCUGGCCAAAAAGGCCGAUACGGACCUGUUAGUGUUUUUGGACAACGAAAGUGGCCUUUUGCACGGUUACAGACUUUUGAAAAAAUACGAAGUUUAUCAUAAUUUAUUAUUGGAGAAUUUGUGCGUGUUUCGGAAGAGCACAGCCGACGUGAUUAAAAGACUGAAACAGAAAGGGGACGUGGGGAGACUCCUGAGGGACAUGUUCGAGCGGAAUAGUGACAUUGUCAAAGACUUGCUCCCGAUGUUGCCUGACAAAAGUGUCAAAAUUCUCAACGAACGAAUUGACAAAGUUUACGGACAGAUUGUCAAAUGUGAAGCGAUGUUCGCCGAUGAGACGUAGCGAAACGGUUAUUUAUUUUAUUUUAUUUUUUCUUAUUUAUUUGUGCCGAAAUGUGAUAGAUGAAUCUAGUAGUCGGUGGUGUACAGUGUGAUCAAAAUGUAAAUAUGUACCUACGUAUUGUAAAUUUUUGUAAAUAAUGCGACGGAACUAAUAAAACAAACUUUACACUU
This is a messenger RNA of Tribolium madens (black flour beetle), 1426 nucleotides long. RefSeq names its product extracellular serine/threonine protein kinase four-jointed (gene fj). The transcript has a single exon. NCBI's taxonomy places the organism in Eukaryota, Metazoa, Arthropoda, Insecta, Coleoptera, Tenebrionidae. The record is from RefSeq and is a predicted model, not a curated record. Gene Ontology annotation, biological process: cell-cell signaling. The coding region runs from base 66 to 1256 and encodes 396 amino acids.